Molecule: messenger RNA, 3108 nt
Organism: Echinostoma caproni
Lineage: Eukaryota; Metazoa; Platyhelminthes; Trematoda; Plagiorchiida; Echinostomatidae
Source: the annotation of a GenBank genome assembly
GAUUCUGGCUUGGACGAGUCUGGUGAUGGUCCUCGUGGUAUUCCCUCACGUGACAUGGACACAUCGGCCGAUUCGACGCUCUCGAAGGAUUCGGAUAGCUCACACUCGAAUCAACAUCACUAUCAUCAUUCGUCUAAUCGUGAACGUGCCAGUACGUCCCUGUCGACCCAUGCCAUGGGUGAGAAGACAUCGGCCAAACAUAACUCUACCAUCCAGGGUGCUCUGAUGCAUUUGAUCAAGACUGGGGAUUUGGACGCUCUGAAACAACUGGUGCGUGAAGGUGCAAACGUGAACGAACAGGAUGAGCACGGAUGGACUGCAUUGCACGAAUUCAGUUCGCGAAAUUUGUCUCGUCUCGUUGCCUACCUACUUCGACACGGUGCUCGUCCGGAACUGGUCGACCGAAACGGCGAUACAGCGCUACACGCGGCCGCACGGGCCAAUCAUGGCCGGGUCGUACGCACAUUGCUUCGUCACAGUGCUGAUCCAAUGUUGAAAAACGCACGUGGCGAGCGACCGUUGGAUUUGUGUCCGGAUACAGAGAGUGGUGUGAUUUUGAGUCAGCAUAUGGAACUGCUUCACGGACAUUCAAAUCACUCCGUGGGCAAAUACUCCUCGGCAUCGUCCGGCCGUAUGCAACGUCAUCACCACUCUGCUCACGGACCGCAUUCAUCAACUGUGUCCUCGCACGGAAUACGCCAUUCGUCCGCUUCCGCUAUCCUCUCGAGUGAUCCACUCGGUGGUGGUUUGGGUGGAUCAGUGUCGCGCGGUUCCGCCGAUGGGAAUUCGGACUCCGAUGACGCCUGUUCCACACCCGGGGUGGGCACAAGUAAUAUCACCGCAAGCGUAUCUGUAAUUGGUGCAGUUAAUACGGACCUAAUUACCAUACCAUCGGGCCGCUCUACUAGCAGUCCGUCUGGAGGCAAUCAACGUGUACCAUACGGGAUGGAAUCGGGACCGAAACCAAAUCGCGCUACCGGGCUCAAUCCAUCACCAACACAACACUUACAGUCUUCGCAGUCAACCUCCUCAGAACCAAGCCACGACCCAGGCCCUACUGCAAGUUCCGGACCAUCAUCGAAUCCGAAUAUGGCUGCUAGUGCCGUUUCCGGUACUGUCGCUGACGAGACGGAAUUAGCCUCUCAACUUGGCGAUGGAGUUACCGAAGACGGCGGUGCUUCGCAAAAGGUUCCACCGCUCCGUAUCAAAUUUGCCUCAGGUGCAUCCACCGAAACUGAACCAGGUUCUCAGACGACACCCACGGCAGCGGUCAACAGCAAUUGCAAUGAGGAUAAUGCAUUAUCACUGUCUGACGCGAGUAAGGGGACUGGUGAGACCACCGCGGAAACACGUGAUGUACGAAAAGAAACCAACACUGCUAGUGGUCCCGCUGGGGAUUCGGGUUGUGGCAAUCUGUCGUUAGAACCGUCUUCCGGGGGCUGUGGUGUCGGUAACCACACUCACCAUUCCGAUUCUUCGGUCACUUCGAGAGAAUCCAUUGAAGGGAAUAAGCAUAAAUCUGCAGACAAUAGCCAUACGGAUUUACAUCAUCGAGUCGGAUCUGAGCACACAUCCAUUGCAUCAGUCGGGGCGGAGGCUGAUGCGGAUGAAACGCGUCAUUCAGCGAAUUCCGCACAGCUAUGUGAAGAUACUUCAACAAUUGGUUCUAGCCAUGCGAGACCUGAUUCGGAGAAUACUCAUGAGACUGGAAGAGAUGCUCCUUCAAAGGACACGCAUCGUCAUCGCAGUGGACGGACACUACGAUCCCACACAGCGGCACAACGCGAGCGAGAAGAGAAAGAACGACACAAUGAUACAACUCCGAUCAAAAAGCGCAAGCUUCGUUCCCGAACCGAUGGUCACCCGGAAACUUGCAGCAAUCGUACGGAAUCUAAUGCUUCUUGGACUCCGUCAUCGGGCAACACCUAUAGCACAACCGGUACGACUGCCCGAUCACACGGUACAGACGAUCCAGCUUCGCAUGACUCGGGUGAUGUGAUACACGCCAUGGCAGGACAAGACUCUUCCACGGCUAUUGUGAAGGAAGAUGGUUCUGUAUGCAGCGAAGUGCGUGCUCCCAAAUCAGAUGCACUGAAAGAUGAAGUGGACGAGGAAAUGGAUGACGUAACUCAAACAACGGGUGCCGGCACACCGGAUCCCGAUCGAAAAAUCAAGGUCGAAUCUGAACCGGAGCAGAAAAUCGAUAACUCUGAUUCACCUACUGUUACCACCGCUGGCAAAUCGUCCUGUGCGACCACAUCCGGUGCUCCCGGGUCUACAGCGAGUUGUUCUGUGAAAAGUGAAUCACCAGAUGCGGUUGGGGAGGGGAUUAGUUACCUGCGCUGUCCUGCCGGUCCGGACGAUAGCAAGCAACAUCCGGAAUUGUUGAUGUUCGAAAAUCCGUUUGAGAAAAGUGCAGCCAUACAGCGAAAGCUUCGUGAAUUGGUCAACAACUUGGUUGAGGUACAUCCUAAGUCCCCGUGUGGCUAUUCGGAUUAUUUAUUGGUCACUCGUAACUAUCUGUUGGCGUCCCAAACUCCAACUUUGAUCAAAAAAAGUCCCCCUGCUCACUUGAAACCGGUGUUUGUUGAACUGUUCAACGAACAAGAAGAGGAACGCUAUGCACAGGCAUUGAAACAUCAAUCGGAACGUGAGGAUCUUCGUCUUUGUGCCGAACAGGCUGUUUUGCGUGCACAGACUCGGGCUGCUUUGGCGGUGGCAAAUCUAUCCAAACCGUUAUCAUUCUGUUCCGUGUUGGCCUAUAAAAAUCUCACCUACGUUCCACCGAGCAGCAAAACCGAACAACGAGACGAGGAAAAUGUGCGCGAUCGGUUCACUUCACGUACAUUCUUUGGCUGGCUAGAGGAUAUCAAGGAUACUUUCCAACAGGAGAAGAAAAAACUACUCUGUCGCCAACUGCACGAGGCGGAGUCACUUAUGAUGGUACAGCGUUUGGACUGGGAGAGCAAAUUGAAGGAAUCACAACUGCACGAUUAUGGCACAGAUGUCCUGAAGGAAAUCCCCCAUCAUCAUGUUCCUCUUAUUCACGUCCCCAACGACUUCCCCCUGUUCGCCCACGAUCCGGUUCAUCGAACUGCUCUGGUCUAA